AAGCCAUCCACAAAGUACAGCCUGGGCAUUCGAGGGACAUCACUCAUUUUCCCCAGUGACCUUGACAAGUCACAGCUUGAAAGCAGGGAAAUCCGGAUGUCUCAGUUAUGAAGUAGAGCAGUUUUACAUAUUUCCAGAACUCUCCAUCCAGCCUGGUGAUUGAGCAUCCUCUCCCUUACUGCCUGUGCCUGUGGCCAUCUGCAGUGCCUCCCCGGCUCCCAGGGCUUUGCACAAUGAUCAAGUGUUUCAGCCUGAUGCUGCUUAUUGCCACCAUAUGGACCACAGGGCUUCUGGUCCAAGGCUCUGUCCGGGUACAAGAGCUUUUCGCAACGUCAUGCAGAAUUAUGGGAGUUGCCCUUGUGAACAAAAAGGUAGACCCACAGCUGAAUUUCACAGAAGCCCAGGUGGCCUGCAAGCUGCUCGGACUAACUUUGGCCAGCAAAGCCCAAGUCGAAGCAGCACUGCUCUCUGGCUUUGAAACUUGCAGUUAUGGAUGGGUUGCAGAACAAUACCCUGUCAUCCCUCGGAUUAACCAGAACCCCAAGUGUGGGAAAAACGGGAAAGGCAUCCUGAUUUGGAAAGCUAGAGCUCACCAAAGGUUCAGGGCCUAUUGUCACAACUCAUCUGAUAUCUGGGUUAACUCAUGCGUUCCAGAAAUUAUCACCACUUCUGAUCCCCUAGUAGACUUUGAAACUGAAACCUACACUACAGACUUCACUGUCAGCGACAGCACCUACUCAGCACCAGCCCCAUAUUCUACAACCCUGGCUCCUGCCACCGCUCCUGCUCCAGCUGCCACUUCUUCUUCACGGAGGAAAAAACUGAUUUGCAUCACAGAAGUUAUUACAGAAACUAGCUCCCUGCCUACAGAAACAGACUCAUCCAUUGAAAGUGGAACGGCGUUCAAGAAUGAAGCUGCUGGGUUUGGAGGUGUCCCCACGGCUCUGCUAGUGCUUGCUCUGCUCUUCUUCGGUGCUGCAGCUGGUCUGGCAGUCUGCUACAUCAAAAGGUAUGUGAAGGCCUUCCCUUUUACAAACAAGAAUCAGCAGAAGGAAAUGAUUGAAACCAAAGUAGUAAAGGAAGAGAAGGCUGAAGAUGGCAACCCUAAUGGGGAAUCAAAGAAAAUUGAUAAAAACCCUGAAGAGCCCAGGAGUCCACACAAAACUACAGUACGAUGCCUCGAAGCUGAAGUUUAGACAAGAAGUGAGGAGGAUCACCUGAUGCUGGUUUCUUUCCUGAUCCAUAUUUGGGCUCCAGGUGGGAAACAAAAAGCCAAAAAAUCCAAAGAAGAAAAUUCACCAUCAGUUCCUAACAGGGAUCAGCUCAGGGCUUUCUUUGGACAAUGGAGUUCUCCAAAGGGAGCCUUCCUUCCCCUUUACUCCUUUCUGGAUCCUACUCUCCUACCUCCAAAUCCUCCCACAGUCUUUCUAGUCUGGACAUGUCCUAAUGCUAUCCCAGUGGGAGAAAGGACCUUUCAAAGCUCAAGGACCCACAGGAGCUCAUCCAGCACACAUCUGUAAAUGGGUCUCCAGGCUGGCAGAGACUAGGGGAGGAGUGGCAGAGUCACUGAGACCAGGCUGGACCCACAGCCUAUAGUCUUUCUGAGCUCUGAAAAGGAGACACUUAUACCACCUGGUCCUGCUGAGCCAGGCAGAAGUAAAAGAAGGGGAAAAAAUGGUUUAGAAAAAAGCCAUGGGAAUUCCUAUGACUUGAGACAUAAUCUCUGCAAAACCACAAUAAACAGAGCACUAGGAUGAGGCUGGGGAAAUCUAACACCACACCACUGCCAGCAGGGACUAUAAAUGCAGAGGGGUCAGGUACUCAUCUCUGAGUCAGUUGAGUUGCAAUCACUUUUCAGAACACACACACACUUUCUUUUCUUUCUGUUGCUGCUAUUUUUCUCUAGAAUAGGCUUCUAUAAGAAACAACAAAAAUACACAGAAAUUUCUGGUUUUACCUGAGCAACAGAAACCAUUAUUAAGGAAAAUUACAAUGUUUGAAUAAAAAGUAAUAAAAUUCAACAAAUGGUUUGCCAUAUAUUUCCUACUGGUCGAGUAUCCUUAUUCUGAAAUGUUGGGAUCAGAAGUGUUUUCAGAUUUGGGAUCUUUUUUGAUUUAGGAAUAGUUGCAUAAUGAGAUACCUUGGGCAUGAGCUCUGAGUCUAAACAUAAAAUUCAUUUAUAUUUCAGAUAUACCUUAUAAUAUAAGUUGAAGGAAAAUUUAAGCAACACUUUUAAUUGUUUUAGGAUUGAAAUGAAGUUUCAUGAUAUAGAAUUUCCCAUUUGGGAGUGUCAUAUUGAUGCUCAAAUUCUGGAGCAUUUUGGAUUUUGGAUUUUUGGAUUAAGGAUGCUCAACCUGUAUGUGUCAGGCGCUCUGAAGAUAUUAUGCUGUGUAACUGAGUAUUAAUCAUCAAAACUUGAACAUAGCUAAAGCUAAACUGUUCAACUUUGAUAUUCCUAGCUUUGAUAUUCCUACUACUUUCAGACUAAUUUUUAAACUGACACUAAUCUAUUCAUUUUCUUUAAUACAGCAACCAUUAUAACUUUAAUUUAUUAUUAACAUACCUAAUUAGUGCAUUACCUCUACACAUCAAAGCACAUUUUUAAAAUGCCACUAACAAAUGUAUCACUAGCUCUAAUUUUUUCCAGCAAGAAGAAUCUGGGGUGCAGAAAUAUUUGUGCCCCCGCAACAAAUAAAGCAUUUAGAUAAUUUCUUUGUUCUCUUAUUUACAUUGAUGCACAAAUUAAAGUCAGCACACAAAUCUGAAAUCUGCAGUCUGUAAAAGUAAAAGAGAAAACUUUGGUUGUUAAAAUUCAGACCUGUAAGCCCAGUUGUAUAUAAAGCAUAAUGAGAAACUGUCCUUACUUCAGAUGGUCUUCCUUUAAGUGUCUCAAGUACACAUACAUCAUUCCUUUACUUGAGACUUGGGUCCUACAUCCCAAUCCAUUUCAGAGUUCAAAACACUCGGAAUGACUCAUCUGUCCAGGUUCUCUAGCUUUCUCUCUCCCUCUCCCUACUCCCACCCUAUUCCCCACCCAAUUCCUACCUGGUUAAUUGGCUUCCUCCACAUGGUCAUUUUUUCCCAAAUACCAUAACCUGUGGAGUAAUCUUUUAAGGUUGGCCUACAGUUAAAUUCAGUAUAGCUGUCAAUAACUGAAAAUCAAGAUGUCUCAUAUACUUCUGUCUCUAGAUUCUCUAGGAAAAAUAGAAGCUCUGAAUAUAGAGAACCCAUAUUCCUGAGAGCAACCACCACUUGAAGCCACCUUAGUGGCUAUCCCUGUUAAGUGGGAUAUGCUCUCUCGGGUCACCAUGUUCCGUUUCACUCUGUGGCUCCUUUAUGCCAAAGGUGCCAUCCCUAUGGCGCUCCUGCUACCUUUGCCUUUUUGCAUGCCAGCCCAUGUCACUCAUUUAUAUUUCCUGCCCAACUCUGUAGGCUUAUGAGUUUGAAUCUCUGCUUUUCAGUCUUUCAUCUUUAUCAGCUUCAUCCAGUUCUCAGGGA
Messenger RNA from Fukomys damarensis (Damara mole-rat), 3498 nucleotides. It is a transcript of the gene Lyve1, whose product is annotated as lymphatic vessel endothelial hyaluronan receptor 1. The coding region runs from base 234 to 1196 and encodes 320 amino acids. Gene Ontology annotation, biological process: cell adhesion. Gene Ontology annotation, cellular component: plasma membrane. Gene Ontology annotation, molecular function: hyaluronic acid binding; transmembrane signaling receptor activity. The transcript is spliced from 6 exons. The record is from RefSeq and is a predicted model, not a curated record. Lineage: Eukaryota; Metazoa; Chordata; Mammalia; Rodentia; Bathyergidae.